This is a messenger RNA of Haliotis rubra (blacklip abalone), 1385 nucleotides long. RefSeq lists its product as uncharacterized. The coding region runs from base 121 to 549 and encodes 142 amino acids. Gene Ontology annotation, biological process: signal transduction. The record is from RefSeq and is a predicted model, not a curated record. The transcript is spliced from 3 exons. Gene Ontology annotation, molecular function: protein binding. Lineage: Eukaryota; Metazoa; Mollusca; Gastropoda; Lepetellida; Haliotidae.
ACCGGACAUCAAGGCGCACAAGAAUGUGCAAGCAAACGGGGAAUCCCCACUACAGUCUAUAAGUAAACGCGAAGGCAACUAUAUCACAUUCAUUAUUUGAACGCGACAGAUACCAACAUCAUGGGUAACAUUUCAUGCUGGCCAAGACCCCGAUAUCAGAAACUGUUCAACACAAACAACCACAUUGCCUCCCAGUAUGAACACCAGUUGGCACAUGGAGGGCAAACACCAUGGAGCCACGCACUUGCUGUAACUGAAGACCAACUGGAUACACCUGUAUCUGCACGAGAACUCAGUCGUGUUGGAAGCCACAUUGGUAUAGGAUACGAGUCUGUCGGGAUCGAGCUGGGACUUACUUUCGUUAAAAUGGAGCAAAUCAAAGUUGCACACCCACGUUCACUGUAUAUGCAGGUUGUACACAUGCUGACCAAGUGGAAGGAGAAGAACGGCAGAUCCGCCACUGGCCUGGUCCUCGUCAGAGCAUUGUGGAGAUGCAAUGACAGAUGUACGAUGGAGUGGGAAGACAUUCUCAACAUUCUUCAGUACUAGACGUCUUAUUCUUCAUAGCCAAGCAACUUGGUAUCUUUUCAAGAAGAAACUAUCCACUUUGAAAUUUACUCAGAUUACUGGACAUGAUGCCCUAACGUGGAAUCACGACUUAACUAAACACCGUUUUCAUUACUUGUGCUCUUGAGGAACUCUCACGUAUUUGUACUAGUGACUCACUGCUCAACCCAUAUAAAGUAAGUGUAUGCAUUCAGUAUAAAAUGCAUGUUUCACAUGUCUCUAGUAGAAUUUAUAUUGAACCUAAGGCACGAUUCUGUCUUUAUUGCCAUGUAUAUUUCGUGUUAUAUGUUAUGUAUUGUAUUGUGUAGUUCUAUUUUUUAUUGCAUUGCACUGUGCUAGAUUUCAUGCAUGUUAUUGUAUUGUGGUAUGUGGUGUGUUGGAUUGUGCUGUGUGUGGUGUACCAGCGGUGUGUACCAGUCAACGAUCAGCACCCAGUAAUUGAUUAUACAAAUUAAUGGUUUGAGAGAGUGUCAAAGAAACAGCGCAGUCUGGUGCCAAAUGAUAUCGGGAUGUGGAUUGAGUCGGUUGGAAUCGAACUUGGACUCAAUGUCAUUGUCAUCGAACAAUACAAAGUUUCACAUCCACAUUCACUUUAUUUGUAGACCUUCUUCAUGCUUACUAAGUGAAAAAGUGGCCGUACCUUUGAAGUAGAGGACAUACUAACCAUUCUACAGUCACCAUGGGCUUUGUGUUGUCACAUGUAGUUGGGCUAGAGCAACAGUGUGGUCUCACAGCUCAAUUGCAAUGAUCAUGUUCAUAUCAUUCAUGUCUGAUGCCUACUUAUGUUUCAAGAAUAAAUAUUGUUGUUUCAACUAUAA